This is a messenger RNA of Gossypium raimondii (Peruvian cotton), 2135 nucleotides long. RefSeq names its product protein NRT1/ PTR FAMILY 6.2. Gene Ontology annotation, molecular function: transmembrane transporter activity. Gene Ontology annotation, biological process: oligopeptide transport; transmembrane transport. Gene Ontology annotation, cellular component: membrane. NCBI's taxonomy places the organism in Eukaryota, Viridiplantae, Streptophyta, Magnoliopsida, Malvales, Malvaceae. Bases 207 to 1946 code for a protein of 579 amino acids. The record is from RefSeq and is a predicted model, not a curated record. The transcript is spliced from 6 exons.
UGGGAUAAAGGAUAAUAGAAACAAAGACGUUUCAUAAAUGGUGGAGGUCGUUGUAAGGGAUUGUAGUGAGUGGUGCCUUGCUUGUUUAAAUAGAGCUUGGCUACUCAUCUUCUUUAACAGCUUAUAGUUGUUCCCUUCAUAUUGUAGAGAGCGGAGGCUUCUUUGCUUGCCACCUCUCUUUUAUCUCUUCAAACACUUCUAAAAUCAUGGAUGAGAAGAUGAGUUUGACUGUUGCUGAUGCAGUGGACUACAAGGGUCACCCUGCUGACAAGUCUAGAACUGGUGGCUGGGUACCUGCUGCUCUCAGCUUAGGCAUUGAAAUAUGUGAGAGGCUGUCAACAAUGGGAAUAGCAGUGAACCUUGUGACUUACCUGGGUGGAACCAUGCACCUUCCAAGUGCUACUUCUGCAAAUGUUGUGACAGACUUCAUGGGGACAUCAUUUCUACUAUGUUUACUGGGCGGCUUCCUAGCCGAUUCAUACUUGGGCAGAUACCGAACGAUCGCAAUAUUCGCCAUGGUUCAGAUGCUUGGAACUUGCCUGUUAGCAGUAUCGACGAAACUCCCACAACUGCGGCCACCUCCUUGCAAGUAUACCAACGUAACACAAUGCGAACAAGCUAACAGCUUUCAGAUGGGAAUUCUUUAUCUUUCAUUAUAUCUAAUAGCAUUAGGGACCGGUGGCCUGAAAUCAAGUGUUUCAGGAUUUGGAACCGACCAGUUUGAUGAGAAAAAUGAAAAGGAGAAAGCCCAGAUGGCUUAUUUUUUCAACAGGUUUUUCUUUGUCAUCAGCACAGGGACUUUGAUGGCAGUCACAGUGCUUGUUUACAUCCAAGAUGAAGUUGGUCGAAGUUGGGGUUAUGGAAUCUGUUCCGCUUCAAUGUUCAUUGCACUCAUGAUAUUCUUUUCGGGAACGAAACGAUACCGAUACAAGAAAUGUUCGGGAAGCCCCAUUGUACAUAUUUGCCAAGUUGUUUCUGCUGCAUCUGGGAAAAAGACGGCUAAACUCCCUUCUGAUAUUUCCUUGUUGUAUGAAGAUCUCCCUGAGGCAUCACGAAUCCAUCACACGGAUCAGUUUCGCUUCCUGGACAAGGCAUCUGUUGUGACAGAAGAUGAUUACAGACAAGGUUCCUUCAUGAUGAACCCUUGGAAGCUUUGUCCAGUUACAAGGGUAGAGGAGGUAAAGAAGAUGAUCAGGCUACUCCCGAUUUGGGCAACAACGAUUAUAUUUUGGACAACAUAUGCACAGAUGAUCACUUUCUCGGUGGAACAAGCAACCACCAUGGAGAGAACCAUAGGACAUUUCCAAAUUCCAGCUGGUUCACUUACUGUCUUUUUUGUGGGAGCCAUAUUGAUCAGUUUAGCUGUUUAUGAUCGUUUUAUUAUUCCACUUUGUAAAAAAUGGAGAGGUGAACCAGGGUUUACAAAUCUGCAACUGAUAGGCAUAGGUCUGUUCCUGUCAGCCAUGGGAAUGGCAGCUGCAGCAGUGGUAGAGGUGAAACGGCUAUCGGUGGCAAAGAAAUACAAUGAAACAACCACACUACCAAUAACCGUUUUCUACCUGAUUCCGCAAUUCUUCUUGGUGGGUGCAGGAGAAGGAUUUAUAUACACUGGUCAACUGGAUUUCUUCAUCACUCAAUCCCCAAAAGGAAUGAAAACAAUGAGCACUGGCCUCUUCCUCACCACUCUUUCACUCGGUUUCUUCUUUAGUAGCUUGCUAGUUUCCAUUGUGAAGGCCACAACCGGAAGUAGCGACAAACAAGGAUGGUUGGGAGAACACAUAAACAAAGGAAGAUUAGAUUGUUUCUAUGGGCUCCUAGCUGCAUUAAGCUUCUUUAACUUUGGAUUAUUCCUCCUUUCUGCAGCAUGGUUCAGGAAGAAAACAGUUAAACAAGCUCCCGAAACGGAGAUCAUUGUUAAAGAAUCAACGAUCGAGGAGAAAUGCUAGUUUUCCGUACUGAAUGUUACUUGAAAUCUUCUUUAAUAACCAAAUUAUUACUAUAUAUAUAUAUAUAUAUAUAGCUAGCAAAGUUUCUGCAAUAUGGGAACUUUAAGCUCUUGUCUGUAACAUGGUUUUCCUUUUGGCUUAAGAUGCAAGAAAUAAAACAUUUCCACUGCAAUUUGUCAUUUUCUGACA